CGGGAGGCAAUCUCGGCCACGACAUUCACCUAUAUAGACUUGCUGUGUCCCGAAGGCCAGACAAUCUUGGUUGAACUUCCCAACCAGUUCCAAUUGACCAGUUCAGUUCUCUCGGGGUCCUUCAGCCAUGCUGAGUGCGGCGAACAAGCCACGCGCCAUCAACCCUGUGCGCAGCACCGAGGGAGAGAGGAGAGUGCUGAAACGACUUUCAUCCGAGAGCCUCUUCCUUCCGCCCAUCUCGCCUUCACAGAAGGAAGCCGCUGAAAACGAACUCUCGGCUGCCCUCGUGGCCGAGCUAUCCGGCUCCGACGGGGAUGACGAGACGGUCCUGUCUCAAGUCGACACGCUGAUAGUAAGAGGUGCCGGGAUUGCUCGCCUCGAUGGACUCCACUCGGUGGAUUUCCGCUGGCUGAGGAGCCUGGAGGUGCUGUCUCUGUCGCACAACGCCCUCACGGACAUCUGUCCAUUGCAGCACCUCGUCAGGCUGAGGUCGCUGAACCUCAACUUUAAUCAGCUGAGGGAUCUGUCGCCAGCCUUCGAGUGCCCCCAGCUGGAGUCGCUGUACGCCUCCCACAACCAAGUGAUGUCCAUCAAGGGUAUCGAGGCUUGUCAGGAGCUGCAGGCGUUGUGCCUGUUUCGGAACAGCCUUGCCGACCUGGGAAAGGUGAUUGAGAGCCUAAGCACCCUUCCAUUGUUAGAGCAGCUGGACCUCAACGGCAACCCCUGUAUGGGGACUACUCAGUCAUCAGAGGACCACACAUCGACACAAUCCACCAGCCCAUCAACACGACCCUCGGCGGCCGUACCCGGCCGCGUUACUCCGGCAUGUUUCGCCCUGCCGGCUGCUGCCGUGUCUGCUCCCUCGUCCACCUGUCAGUACCGGGUUAUCGCGGCCGUGCCCUCGCUGAUCAAGUUGGAUGAGAUGGAGGUGGAUGAGUCCACUCGCAGAGUGGCGGAGCGGUUCGUCCAAUGUGGCAAGAAGGAGGCAAAAGACCAGGGGGAUGGAGACAAUGACUGCGGCUCUUGGCUUCGUGAUCUCCCGCGGCCCUCUACGGCACCGGCCAAGGAGCCGGUCAUCACAUCAGAAGGGCGACAUGUGUCUAUCGGCAGUGAGUCGGCAGAAGAAGACAUCCAGGACAUGAAUGCAGAAGAGAGCGUGGAAACGGGUGGUCUUGAAGCACUGCGGCAGCAGAUUCGCGUCCUGGAGGCGAAGGUCACCUCUCUGGAGGUUGAGAACCGCAAUGUCUACUCACUUAUGGGGGAGAACCGGCGUCUCAAACAGCAGAUCGACGAGGGGCAGACUGACGAGUGUGAUGACCUGCCUGCAGCCAGCAGUGAGGAUACUGAUGAUGUGUCGAGUCUGCGGCUGGAGAACAGGAUGCUGCGUAAGCGCCUGGGCAGGACGGUCGAGCACGUUGGGCAGCUCAGAAAUGACCUGUAUGAGGCGCGGUUGGGCAGGAAGCUUAGACCGGUAUGCAAAUAUCCAAACAUGUGGUGGAUCCAUCCAAUCAUGUCUCAUCUUUGUGUGCUCGUGUUCAGAGAGCAGACACGGGCGAUGAAUCGUCCUCGAUCCCACGGCCCUUCACUGCCAAUGCGGAAUCCUCUAAUUGCAUGGGUAGCAGGACACAGCCGUCUCUCGACUGCUCUCCAGGUGCCCGGCGAAGUCGGCGUGCCAGCUCUCUGGUCACCAUCCAGGAGGACCAGCCCGUGUCGAUCGACGAUGCAGCUCCGGCUAGCCCAAAUGGCUCUGGCGGAGGGAGCGAUGACGACAUAGAGGCAAUGCUGAAACGAAAUGCAGCAAACCUGGAGCUGCUUCAGCGGUCAUUGCACGAGACAGAGGCACUGUUCAGUCGUCCGCAGACGGCGCAGCCGGACGGCCGGAUCCAGCCACCGCAAAUGCCGAUGUUGCCACCAAACGCCAACCCCUCGCCGAGGAGACGGCCCUCCUCGCCUCAACAUAAGACGCCCACGGCUGCCCCGCCGAGAUGUCGCACCGCCCCUGAGAAGGGAAAAAGGCCGCGGGUCUCGGCACAUGACGAAGGGGCAUAUUGUGGCGUGUCGGCGCUGGAGAUGGACGUGCCCGACGUUGAGUUGACGGGCAGCGAUGGGGCUGCGUUGUUUGUGGGUGAUACGGGUGAGGUGCUGCAGCUUAAUGGAGGGGUUGGCGGGGUGGAUGGGGUGGAGGGGAUAAGGGCGAUGAUUGAGGGAUACAAAAGACUCACUGGGGCACCGAUCUAAUGCAUGAUUGUUGUUGACUGGUUGUCUGCAUACUGCUGGAUGUGCGAGACUUGAUCCAAAGCAUGAAGCAUGCUCACAUUCAGUCCGAAU
Vitrella brassicaformis is the source of this 2328-nucleotide messenger RNA. NCBI's taxonomy places the organism in Eukaryota, Vitrellaceae. The record is from the annotation of a GenBank genome assembly.